AUGAACACGUUUCCAUCUGGAACUAUUCUCUUACGUACUCCUCAAUUUGUCUUUCUAUCAAUGCCUCAAGUUUACAUUAUACCAGUGCUUGAAAAUGUUCCAAAUGCGAAUCAUCAUGUUUCUAUUGUACCACAAGUUACACAAUUGCUCCCCGUGACUAUCCCAAAUUCGAACAUGAAUUUUGAUAGUUGUCAUACUACGGAAAUAAAUAAUUCUUGUCCGAUUGCCAGCAUUGAUGAUUCUUCUUUGUUCCACAUGAGCAGUAUGGAUCAUUCAUAUCUCGCUGAUAAUUUAUCGACUGACUUGAUUAGUCAUAGUAGUGAUGAAACACCCAUUUUGUAUUUAUCCGAUAGCAAUUCAGGUAUAGUUGAUUUGAAUUCUGAUGGUGAUAUGAGUAUGAGCAGCGUAACGGACGAUGAUUAUGAUGAUCGAUACGUCUAUGAUAACAAUGACGGUGGCGACGGCGACGAUAGAUAUAUCACUGAUGAUGAUGACGAGGAAUCAAUAAAUGGCGCAUACUGGUUCUAA
This is a messenger RNA of Adineta ricciae, 528 nucleotides long. Lineage: Eukaryota; Metazoa; Rotifera; Eurotatoria; Adinetida; Adinetidae. The record is from the annotation of a GenBank genome assembly.